Messenger RNA from Jaminaea rosea, 865 nucleotides. Its product is annotated as NADP-dependent mannitol dehydrogenase. The record is from RefSeq and is a predicted model, not a curated record. Lineage: Eukaryota; Fungi; Basidiomycota; Exobasidiomycetes; Microstromatales. Bases 13 to 798 code for a protein of 261 amino acids. The transcript has 4 exons. Gene Ontology annotation, molecular function: oxidoreductase activity, acting on NAD(P)H, oxygen as acceptor. Gene Ontology annotation, cellular component: intracellular anatomical structure.
ACACGCUCAACAAUGGUUUACCAAAUCGACCUCUCUGGCGGCACCAUCGUCGUCACCGGCGGCAACCGUGGUAUCGGUCUCGCAAUCUCUGAGGCCGUUGCCAACGCUGGCGCCAACGUUGCCAUCAUCUACCACUCCAACCCUCAGGCAGAGGAGGCUGCCGCCAACGUUGCCAAGAAGUACAAUGUCAAGACCAAGGCCUACAAGUGCGACGUCGGAGACAUUUCUCUCGUCGAGAAGACGAUCAGCCAGAUUGAGAAGGACCUCGGCACCCCCAUCACCGGUCUCGCCGCCAAUGCCGGUGUCUCGGUCGUCAAGCCCGCCACUGAGCUCACCACCGACGACUUCCACAAGGUCUUCAACGCCAAUGUCCUUGGUGCCUUCAACUCGGCCCAGGCCGUCGCCAAGCACUGGAUUCAGAAGCAGCAGAAGGGUUCCAUCGUCGUCACCUCGUCGAUGAGCUCGGAGAUCUACAACCAGAAGGGACUCAACGAGCCUCUGACUCAGAUCUUCUACAACGCUUCCAAGGGUGCGGCCACCAACAUGGUCAAGGGUCUCGCCGCCGAGUGGGCGCCUCACGGCAUCCGUGUCAACGCCCUCGAGCCUGGAUUCUGCAACACCGAGCAGACCUCCGGCAUGGACCCCAAGAUUCGUGACUGGCAGGCAAAGUCGGUCCCCCUUGGCCGCUUCUCGGAGCCCCGCGAGCAAGGAGAGCCUUGCGUGCUCCUCUUCUCGGACAAGGCCUCGUACAUCACGGGAUCGCAGCUGCGCCCCGAUGGUGGCUUCACCGCCUACUAAAGAGAUGGCAGCCCGUCUUGGCAGCGUGCAGUGGUUGCAGAUGGUCUCAUAGAUGCCUUGAAGCUCC